Hippopotamus amphibius kiboko is the source of this 1872-nucleotide messenger RNA. Its product is annotated as deleted in malignant brain tumors 1 protein-like. Lineage: Eukaryota; Metazoa; Chordata; Mammalia; Artiodactyla; Hippopotamidae. Bases 1 to 1872 code for a protein of 623 amino acids. The transcript has 12 exons. Gene Ontology annotation, cellular component: cell surface; membrane. The record is from RefSeq and is a predicted model, not a curated record.
AUGGGGAUCGCCACAGUCAUCCUUGAAAUAUGUCUCCUAUUGGGCCCAGUUCUAUCUACAGACAAUUAUUCCUGCGGAGGCGUCCUGUCCCAAUCUUCAGGGAGAAUUUCCAGCCCAUCGUACCCUGGGAACUAUCCGAACAACGCCAAGUGCGUGUGGGACAUUGAAGUUCCAAACAACUACCGCGUGACUGUGGUCUUCACAGACGUCCAGCUUGAAGGUGGCUGUAACUACGAUUAUAUUGAAGUGUUCGACGGCCCCCAUCACAGUUCCCCGCUGCUCAGCCGGGUAUGUGAGGGGGCAAGGGGCUCCUUCACCUCGUCAUCCAACUCUAUGUCCAUUCGCUUUGUUAGUGAUGGCAGCAUCGUGAAAAAGGGGUUCGAGGCUGAAUACUACCCCAGUCUUUUCAUUGGGAUGACAAAGCUGCUUUGCCAGCAGAAUCACAUGCAAGCCAGAGUGAGCAUGGGCUACCUCCAAUUCCUGGGCCACUCUGCCAGGGACCUUUUCAUUCCCAGCUCGAACGGGAGCUACCAGUGUCAGCCCCAGAUCACAUUAAGCCACGUGACCUUCACAAUUCCUUACUCCGGCUGUGGCACCAUUGAGCAGGUGGAUGAUGACACCAUCACCUACUCCAACUUCCUCAAAGCAGCUGUUUCAAGUGGUAUCAUCAAGAGGAAGAAGGACGUCCACAUUCGUGUCAGCUGCAAAAUGCUCCAGAACCGCUGGGUUAACAUGAUGUACAUUGCUAAUGACACCCUCAAGGUCAAGAACAUACAACAGGGCAAAUUUAAAGUGAACAUUUCCUUUUAUACAUCCUCUUCAUUCUUGCAUCGUGUGACGAGCAACCCAUACUAUGUAGACCUGAACCAGGUUUUGUACCUUCAGGCUGAAAUCCUCCAUCCUAAUACCUCCCUGGCCUUAUUUGCAGACACAUGUGUGGCUUCACCGAAUUCCAGUGACUUUACAUCUUUGACUUAUGAUCUCAUCCGGGGGGGGUGUGUGAAGGACGAAACCUACCAGUCCUACGACCAGCCCUUGCCCCACAUCGUCCGCUUCAAGUUCAGUUCCUUCCACUUCCUGAGCCGCUUCCCCUCCAUGUACCUGCAGUGCAAGAUGGUCGUGUGCAGUGCAAACAAUGCCUCCUCCCGCUGCCACAGAGGCUGUGUCGUGAGGGCCAAGAGGGACGUGGGCUCCUACCAGGAGAAAGUGAACGUCAUCCUGGGACCCAUCCAGCUGCAGGCCCCGCACGGUGAGGAUAGGUGCCUGGACCGGCCGGUGGUUGAUGUGCAGGAAGAGGCCAGCACCCCCGGGAGCUACCACAGUACUACCAUCCUCGCUGGAGUCUUCCUGGUCGUGGUCUUGGUCGUAGCAGCCUUCACACUGGGGAGGGACAAGGAUGAGAACGGCCACACCCCCAGCCUCCUCCUGUCCCAUCCAAACCUCCAAGCUCUCUGCAACCAGAGAGCAAGCCCCAGGGAGGUGGGCAGGAACAUUUACCUGUUGAUGUCAGAGCAGGCGAGGAUCCGGACUGACUGGAGGCUGGAAGUGGCAACCAAGGGAAAGCUCAGAACCUCAGGGCUUACUUUCAUGAAGAUGAACGUUCCUGCCAUGUCUGUGAGCAGCCACCACAGCUACUGUUUUAACUUCCUGGUGGUAGAGCAAGGAGGAGCCCCAGCGGGAAGUGCCCAGUUCGGUCAGGGCUCAGGGCUGAUUGUCCUGGAAGAAGUGUGCUGCUCAGGAAAUGAGACCUACCUGUCCAAUUGCCGCCACAGGAACUGGAACUCACACAACUGUGGACAUCAUGAGGACAUCAAUGUCAUCUGCUCAGCUGCCCGGCCCCAGUCCACGCUCAUUCCAGACGCCAACCAGUAG